AUGGCGUCCGUUUCAACUCCCUCCGAACUUGUUCAGUAUGGGCAGAAGUAUGUCACGAAGGGUCUAGGACACGGCUUAGAUGCUGUCGUGACGAAGGGUUCGGGCUCGUAUGUAACCCUGGAGAAUGGCCAGGAAAUGCUCGACUUUACAAGCGGCAUUGGGGUAACAAAUCUCGGCCACUCUCAUCCGAAGGUCAGCAAAGCAGCCGCUGAACAGUGCAUGAAUAUAGUUCACGUGCAGUGUAGCAUCGCCUGGCAUGCUCCAUACAUCGAACUCAUCAAAAGGCUUGUACCAUUGAUGCCGGAUCCCUCGCUUGAUUCAUUCUUCCUAUGGAAUUCCGGCUCCGAAGCUAUCGAGGCUGCAAUCAAAAUUGCGCGAACGGCUACCGGUCGUCAGAAUAUUAUUGCUAUGCAGGGCGGGUACCAUGGGCGCACAUUUGGCGCGAUGGCUGUGACAAAGAGCAAGACGGUUUACAGUGAAGGAGUCCUUCCUCUUAUGCCCGGCGUAUUUACGCUCCCCUAUCCCUUCUGGCAUCAAUGCGGCCGACCGUCCUCUACCUCCGCCAGCGAGCUCUCUGCACAUUGUCUCGAGCAGCUGCACCUCCUGCUCGUGCAGCAGAGCGCGCCGCGCGACACCGCUGCGAUCCUCAUCGAGCCGGUCCUGGGCGAGGGUGGAUACGUGCCUGCGCCGCCCGAAUUCCUGCGCGGCCUCCGCGAGGUGUGCGACAGGGAGGGCAUCAUGCUCAUCAUCGAUGAGGUGCAGUCAGGGUUUGGACGCACAGGCAAGAUGUUUGCGAUUGAGCACUCGGGUGUUAGGCCAGAUAUCAUGACUAUUGCUAAGGGCCUUGCGAAUGGCUUACCGCUGAGCGGUAUAAUUGCUCGAAAGGAGCUUACAGACAAGUUGAAGGUUGGCUCCAUGGGUGGAACGUAUGCUGGUAAUGCAGUCGCAUGUGCAGCGGCGGUAGCCGUUGCAGAUGCCUUCAAGGAGGAGAACGUUUUAGAAAACGUCAACGUCCGCUCCGAGGAACUCUUCGCAGCUUUGAAUAGUCUCCGCGCCGACCCAGCCCUCGCGCCUUACAUCCUCGAUAUUCGUGGUAAGGGCCUCAUGGUCGCGAUCGAGUUUGCUUCGCCCACUGGCACAGGCGCAUACGAUCGCUUCACGGUUUCGUCUGCACCGAAGAGCAUGGCCAAACGUGUGGCGAAGCGCUGCCAGGAGAAGGGCAUGCUCAUUCUGACUACGAGCGUGUACGAGGUGAUCCGAUUCAUCCCUGCGCUAAAUAUUUCGAAAGAGGACUUGGCGAAGGGCUGCCAGAUCUUUAAGGAGGCGGUUGAGGAAGUCGUGAGGGAGGGCUGA
This is a messenger RNA of Laetiporus sulphureus 93-53, 1353 nucleotides long. RefSeq lists its product as uncharacterized. The coding region runs from base 1 to 1353 and encodes 450 amino acids. Gene Ontology annotation, molecular function: transaminase activity; pyridoxal phosphate binding; identical protein binding. The record is from RefSeq and is a predicted model, not a curated record. NCBI's taxonomy places the organism in Eukaryota, Fungi, Basidiomycota, Agaricomycetes, Polyporales, Laetiporaceae. The transcript has 8 exons.